AUGGUUUCUUCGCCAUCAUCAUCAUCGUCAUCAUCAUCCAUUGGCUACAUUUGUAAAGUCAUUCCUGUUUGUCGUCCCGAUAACUCCCAAAAUGCAAACUUGGUGUUGUGGCACCUUGUUUAUGUACCUUUUCUCGGUGUUUCGGCGGUAGAAGCACAGGCGCUCGGUACAGCGUUUGAAACUGCAGGGCAAAAGCUUCGAUCUGGCUUCGAUGCCACGAAUCGUCCCGACUCAUGCAACAGCGAACCAGCCUCAAUGCGUCGGCCGGCGCCUCCGCCCCACCGACCCUUGCGCGCGCAACAUGACAUGGCCUUGAUCAAUAUCAAUCACUUACCAGCCAAGCCAGUAGCCAGUCUCUUGCGUGCUUCGGCCUAA
This is a messenger RNA of Fusarium poae, 375 nucleotides long. RefSeq lists its product as uncharacterized. NCBI's taxonomy places the organism in Eukaryota, Fungi, Ascomycota, Sordariomycetes, Hypocreales, Nectriaceae. Bases 1 to 375 code for a protein of 124 amino acids. The transcript has a single exon. The record is from RefSeq and is a predicted model, not a curated record.